AUGAUUAUACUUUUUGCCCUACUACAAUAUGUAUAUCUAGAAGUGCAUAUUAUUAUUAUUAUUAUUAUCAUCAAUAAUUAUAAAUGAAUUGAAAGCAUGCAAUCGUGAAUUAGAAGACAAGAAUAGAUAAAGGUAGACUCAUGGUUGAAAUGCAAUGAACAUGUAUUAGAAAAAAAGUCAAAGCUUUCAACAUUUUCAGGCCUUGGUAGCUUCUUCAGGUUCUUAUUUAAGAUUCAAUGCUAAGAGUGUAUUAGCAUCCUUCACUUCCCAUAGCAUCCUUCAAUGUUCUUGUGCUAAGGGCAACAUGAAAGGCAACAUGACCUCUAGGACAUUGCUACUUUUCUUGGCCUUAAUGGUGACAAAUUCAAUUGCUAUCAUGGACAAACAGACAUAUAUAGUACACAUGGACAAGACCAAGAUCAAAUCCUCAAUUCAUUCACAAGACAGCACUAAACCAUGGUUUCAAUCUGUCAUUGAUUUCAUCACUGAGGUUUCAGUGCAAGAAGAUGAAGAGGAAAUAGCUCCUCAGCUUCUUUAUGUCUAUGAAACCAACAUGUUUGGUUUUUCUGCACAUCUUUCAAGUAAACAACUUGAAUACUUGAACCAAGUUGAUGGUUUCCUUGCAGCAAUGCCUGAUGAGCUAUUAACCCUUCACACAACACACACCCCACAUUUUCUUGGCCUACAAAAUGGGAGAGGACUUUGGAGUGCUCCUAGUUUGGCCUCUGAUGUGAUCGUAGGGAUCCUUGACACCGGUAUAUGGCCGGAACACAUCAGUUUCCAAGACACUGGUUUGACCGAAGUACCCUCUAGAUGGAAAGGUUCUUGUGAAGAAGGGACCAAGUUCUCUGCCUCAAAUUGUAACAAGAAGCUAAUUGGAGCAAGAGCCUUUUAUAAAGGGUAUGAAAAAGUUAUCGGGAGAAUCAAUGAAACGCUGGAUUAUCGUUCGCCAAGAGAUUCUCAAGGGCAUGGAACACACACAGCCUCAACUGCAGCCGGUAACAUGGUGAACAAUGCAAGCCUAUUCGGCAUGGCUAAAGGUUCAGCAAGUGGAAUGAGGUAUACCUCAAAAGUUGCGGCUUAUAAAGUAUGCUGGCCACUAGGCUGCGCCAAUUCGGAUAUAUUGGCAGCUAUGGAUCAAGCUGUUGCUGAUGGGGUAGACAUAUUGUCACUCUCUUUAGGCGGCAUUGCAAAGCCUUACUACAAUGAUAGUAUUGCCAUAGCUUCAUUUGGGGCAACUCAAAAUGGAGUUUUUGUUUCUUGCUCUGCAGGGAAUUCGGGCCCUUUCAGAUCAACCGUUGGAAAUGUUGCACCAUGGAUCAUCACUGUUGCUGCUAGCUACACUGAUAGAAGCUUUCCAACCAAAGUGAAGCUAGGGAAUGGACAGGUUUUCAAAGGGGCAUCUUUGUAUCAUGGCAAGACAAUCCAAUUGCCUCUUGUGCAUGCUAAUACCACAGGAACACAAAGGACAGCACAAUUUUGCACCAAAGGUUCACUUGAUCCAAAGCUAGUCCAUGGAAAAAUAGUUGCUUGUGAACGAGGAAUGAAUUCCAGAACUGAAAAGGGCGAGGUGGUGAAAAUACUUCACAUUUUGCCAGCAACUUCCUUAGGUGCCUCAGCAAGCAAUGCAAUUCGGAACUACAUCCACUCUGCCAAAUCUCCAACAGCUUCAAUUUCAUUCAUAGGAACAAUGUAUGGUGACCCUGCACCAGUUAUGGCAGGAUUUUCUGCUAGAGGGCCAAGUAUAGUGGGGCCAGAUGUGAUUAAACCAGAUGUAACUGCACCUGGUGUGAACAUCUUGGCUUCAUGGCCACCAUUAACUGCUCCAAGCCUGCUUAAGAGUGACAAAAGGCGUGUGCUAUAUAACAUAGUUUCCGGCACCUCGAUGUCUUGCCCUCAUGUUACCGGCAUAGCAGCACUUCUCAAAUCUGUGCACAAAGAUUGGUCACCAGCAGCUAUCAAAUCUGCACUGAUGACCACAGCUUACACAGUGAACAACAGAGGUUCCCCUCUUUUAGACAUUGCAUCGAACACCUCAUCUGCAUUCGCCAACCCUUUUGCAUUUGGUUCAGGCCAUGUCAACCCAGAAUGUGCCUCUGAUCCAGGGUUAGUCUAUGAUAUCACCAACAAAGAUUACCUAAACUACUUGUGCAGCCUUAACUAUACUCCUACCCAAAUUGCUAUAAUCUCAAAGGGUCAUUUCAAAUGCUCCAAAGAUACAUUUUUUCAACUUGGUGACCUAAACUACCCUUCAUUUUCUGUCUCAUUUGACAUAAAUGGCACAAAUUCUAGUGUUACAUACAAGAGGGUAGUCACAAAUGUUGGAUAUCCUAGUAGUUCUUAUACAGUGAAAGUUGAAGAACCAAAUGGAGUAUCAGUUAAGGUUGAACCAAGGAAUUUGAGGUUUGGAAAAUUAGGUGAGAAAUUGAAUUAUAGUGUGACUUUUGUUGCAAAUGGAGGAACAACAAUAAGUGACACUUCAACAUUUGGAUCAUUGACUUGGGUGUCAGGCAAGUACAAUGUUAGAAGCCCUAUAGCAAUAACCUGGCAAUAGCAAUUGUCAUUUUUGUAAUUUCAUUUUGAUUAUUAAUGAAAUAUAUAUCUACCUUUGAAAAAAAAAAA
Molecule: messenger RNA, 2622 nt
Organism: Arachis ipaensis
Lineage: Eukaryota; Viridiplantae; Streptophyta; Magnoliopsida; Fabales; Fabaceae
Product: subtilisin-like protease SBT1.1
Biological process (GO): proteolysis
Molecular function (GO): serine-type endopeptidase activity
Source: RefSeq, a predicted model, not a curated record